This is a messenger RNA of Microthlaspi erraticum, 762 nucleotides long. NCBI's taxonomy places the organism in Eukaryota, Viridiplantae, Streptophyta, Magnoliopsida, Brassicales, Brassicaceae. The record is from the annotation of a GenBank genome assembly.
AUGUCUGAAACAAACAACGGUGUUGUGAAUGGUGCUACGGUGAACACGAACACGGUGGAAACAAGGCGAACGAUUUCGCCGUACGACCUCACUGCCGCCGACAAUCCAGGCGCUGUGAUAUCUCAUCCCUUACUCAAGGGAUCGAACUAUGACGAAUGGGCUUGCGGGAUGAAAACAGCUCUCUGUUCUCGUAAGAAGUUUGGAUUCCUCGAUGGAUCCAUUCCUCGACCAGCCGAAGGGUCAACUGACUUGGAGGAUUGGUGGACGAUUCAAGCUUUGCUUGUCUCGUGGAUCAAGAUGACGAUAGACUCGUCACUUCGUUCGAACAUCUCCCAUAGAGAUGUGGCCAAAGACUUGUGGGACAACUUGAAGAAACGCUUCUCGGUUACUAAUGGUCCAAGAAUUCAACAACUCAAGGCGGAGUUGGCAUGUUGCAAGCAACGUGGUCUUGCCAUUGAAGCAUACUUUGGCAAGUUGAAUCGGAUUUGGGAUAGCAUGGCUCAAUACAGACCAUUACGUGUUUGUAAGUGUGGCAAAUGUGAAUGUGAUCUUGCUACAGCUCAAGAGCAGGAUCGUGAAGCUGAAAAAGUCCAUGAGUUUCUCUUUGGACUAGAUGAUAACUAUCGCACUGUGCGAUCAACUCUGGUUUCUCGGACUCCUCUUCAGCCUUUGGAGGAGGUUUACAACAUUGUGCGCCAGGAGGAGGAUCUUAAAACCACAGUUCGCCACAGUGAAGAGAUGCCAGAAGUGACGGCUCAUGCA